Clunio marinus is the source of this 918-nucleotide messenger RNA. Lineage: Eukaryota; Metazoa; Arthropoda; Insecta; Diptera; Chironomidae. The record is from the annotation of a GenBank genome assembly.
AGUUCAAUAACGAGGGGUAUAAACGUUCUAGCUCUUUUGGCGUGUUUACAAAAAUUUAAAUUUAUUAAUACUGAAGGAAACAAACAUAUUUUAAAUCAAACAACCGUGUUUAUUACAGCAUAAUAUCGUAAGUUAAAUGGCUCUGUUAAAGUUAGCAGAUUUUGGACCUGAUUCUGGUGGCAGAGUGAAGGGAGUCACAGAAGUUAAGCCGAUUGUCUAUGGAAAUGUUUCAAGAGCAUUUGGGAAAAAACGUGAAGAAGAUGGACAUACCCAUCAAUGGACUGUUUAUGUUCGACCAUAUCUCAAUGAAGACAUGCAAACAUAUGUGAAAAAAAUUCAUUUCAAACUACACGAAAGUUAUGAAAGUCCAAAUCGAAUAGUAACAAAGCCGCCAUAUGAGGUUAGUGAAACCGGAUGGGGAGAAUUCGAAGUUGUAAUAAAAAUUUACUUUCAUGAUCCGACAAUUUACAAACCUGUUACAUUCUAUCACAUCUUGAAAUUGUUUCAACCUCCUUCGCCAGACGCUCCUGCAAUUACUAAUCCUGAAGAGAAUGCUGUUCAACCACCGCCUGUUAUUGAUACUAAGAAGCGCUUGGUGUCUGAAUUUUAUGACGAAAUAGUCUUUCAUGAACCUUCUCAAAUGAUGCAACAAAUGUUGAAUACGAUACAAAAUGUCACCAGUGGAUCAUGGACACAUGAUACUGAUUUUGAAGAGAAAAAAGUAAAAUCACUCGAACAUAUUUUGGAGACUCGCAAAAAAGUAAAAGCUGAAAUAGCUCAACUGAAAGAAAAACUUCAACUUACGAGAGAUAAAAUUGCUGAAUAUAAGCAAUUGAAUGCAGGCCAAAAUACCCAACAAUGAACAUUUCCUACUUUUAAAUUUAAACACGAAAUAAAACUUUUUUUCAAAUAAUCUAA